This is a messenger RNA of Humulus lupulus (European hop), 1084 nucleotides long. RefSeq names its product uridine kinase-like protein 3. Gene Ontology annotation, molecular function: kinase activity; ATP binding. The coding region runs from base 41 to 1084 and encodes 347 amino acids. The transcript is spliced from 11 exons. The record is from RefSeq and is a predicted model, not a curated record. NCBI's taxonomy places the organism in Eukaryota, Viridiplantae, Streptophyta, Magnoliopsida, Rosales, Cannabaceae. Gene Ontology annotation, cellular component: cytoplasm.
UGCUGGUGGAGCAACAUUUGGUAAGACUACAGUUUGCGAUAUGAUUAUACAGCAGCUUCAUGACCAGCGUGUUGUUCUUGUUAACCAGGAUUCUUUUUACCAUAAUUUGACACCAAAAGAACAUGCAAGAGUACAUGAAUACAAUUUUGAUCAUCCUGAUGCAUUUGAUAAUGAGAAACUUUUAGCUUCUAUGGAUAAGUUGAGGAAUGGGCAAGCAGUAGAUAUUCCAAAGUAUGACUUCAAGAGUUACAAAAACAAUGUCUUCCCGCCUAGAAGGGUAAACCCUUCAGAUGUGAUAAUUUUGGAAGGCAUUCUCAUUUUUCAUGAUCCCCGUGUUCGAGAGUUGAUGAAUAUGAGGAUAUUUGUCGAUACAGAUGCUGAUGUUCGUUUAGCAAGGAGGAUAAAGCGUGACACAGUAGAAAAAAACAGGGAUAUUGGUACAGUUCUUGAUCAGUACUCAAAGUUUGUGAAGCCUGCAUUUGAUGACUUUAUUCUUCCUACAAAAAAAUAUGCUGACAUCAUUAUUCCUCGCGGAGGAGAUAAUCACGUGGCUAUUGAUUUGAUUGUACAACAUAUCCGUACAAAGCUUGGCCAGAAUGACUUGUGUAAAAUAUAUCCUAAUUUAUACGUUAUACAUUCAACUUUUCAGAUACGGGGCAUGCAUACCCUCAUACGUGAUUCACAAACAACGAAGCAUGAUUUUGUAUUUUAUGCUGAUCGGUUGAUUCGUUUGGUGAUCGUUGAGCAUGGUCUGGGACAUCUGCCAUUUACAGAAAAACAGGUGGUCACUCCAACUGAGUCCGUGUAUACUGGUGUAGAUUUCUGUAAGAGAUUAUGUGGUGUGUCUAUAAUCAGGAGCGGUGAGAGUAUGGAGAAUGCUCUGAGAGCAUGUUAUAAGGGAAUCAAGAUUGGGAAAGUUCUAAUCCACAGAGAAGGAGACAAUGGCCAGCAGGUUUCGAUUCCCUCUAUGAUUGUCUUUCAUUUUUUAAUCAACGUAUUGAGACAUAAAAAGGGAAAGUACGGGGUUGGUUUCAUAUGCAACGGUGGCGGGGGAGCUUCUUCACUUGUUCUUGAGCUCAUGUAA